Messenger RNA from Lodderomyces elongisporus, 1533 nucleotides. RefSeq names its product Mfg1p (gene MFG1). The transcript has a single exon. Bases 1 to 1533 code for a protein of 510 amino acids. The record is from RefSeq and is a predicted model, not a curated record. Lineage: Eukaryota; Fungi; Ascomycota; Pichiomycetes; Serinales; Debaryomycetaceae.
AUGAAUGGUAAUUCCUCCAUUAUGGAAAACGCGACUGGUGCACCUGUAAAUUCUGGUACUGAUACAGGUGAAAUGUUGCAGACACCUGCACAGCAUGCGCUGCAGUUUGCACAUUCCGGCACCCGUGGCGUAGGGGAUGUUAAUCAACAAACAAGGAGUAUCAACACUCCGCCAAUGGGUCUUCCAGUAAACCAAUUCACUCAGGGAGGUUUUUCAAAUCCUCAAAUGGCGCCCACUGUGGGUAUGCCAAUCUCGAUUCCUCAGCAGGUAUCGAAUCCUGUUGUUAGACAAGCACUACCGCCCGGAGCGGUACCACCACCACCAAAUCCUCCCCCUUCUGCUGCUGCUGCUACUGCUGCUACUGCGACAACAAACUUGCUUCCUGGGCCUGCCCAAUCACAGCAGGAAUUAAAUGUGAGAAUUUUUAAACGAAAUUUGGGUAAUGCUGCUGUUUUGCGAGUUUUAGAGUUGAUAGAUUUUGUUUCCAACGAAAUGCUGAGCAACCUUAAAAGAGUUGAUUUCUGGAACCUCUUAGCACCUGCAUAUUUUGCACCUUCAGCUGCGAUCAAGUUGAACUUUGGAAAGAUCGUUUUGAACAAUGACAUGUCGAUGGAACUGUGUACUGGCUUGAAUUUUGAUUUUCUAAAGCAGAAUCUGAAUACCAGCACAAAUGAAGACGGGGCAAGUUUUAAACUCACGCUAAUUGCAGCGCCAUUUUUCUUCUCAAAGUGUGCUUCUGAUAGUGGAACAAAACAUGCGAGGGUGAAUUUGAGUACUUUACGACACCAAGUUUUGGACAAUGGCUCAAUCUUUAUUGUCGCCAGAUUUAAUCUACAGUUUACUUAUGACGACGAUACAAUAUCGAUGAUUGAUGGGAAUGUUAAAAUCCUUGUUGGUAGAGAUUUGCGAAUAGAAUGGAUGGAUGUGGAUUGUGCCACAUACGAAAGCUUUAUCAACUUUAAACGACCCUUGGAGAGCAAGGCAGUGCUGAUAAAAGAGCUAUAUAACAAGUCCCGAGCGCGACAAAAUGCAAGCACUGCUGGUUUAACAAGAGAUGCAGGACGAACACUACAGCUUGGUAGUAUUCUAUCAACAAUGAGUCAGCUUAUUGAGUUCAGUCAGCAAAGUAAAGUACCUCAACCCGAGACAGCAUUAAAACUGUUGGUGCAAAAUAUGCAAUCUUCAUUGAUGACGCAGUCAAAAGGAGGUGUUUUCUCUGCGGCGAGGGGAAAUAUCAAUAGUAAUUUGGGUAUGGAACAAGGUGCGCAAACAAACGCAGAAGCCUUAUCGAAAGACCGGACAAACCUUGCCAAUGGACCAAAGCAAGAAGCAAAAAAUGGCCGUGACGGAUUGAUCAGCUCAAGAGGUAUACACGACUCGUCAGCAAAUGUUUCAUCUCCCUCUCCAAAAACCGUGAACGCAGAGGAUCCAAAGAAGAAGAGGAAAGCACCUGCACAAACACAAGCACAAGCAUCAGGACACACGUCACAGUCAAAUACGGCAAAUUUGGAUUCAAAUAAACGAAAAAAAUGA